AUGAAUUUUUACAAAAUGAUCAUACCUAUAGCUCAUGGAAGCCCGUUUGUGUGUGCGCAGUUGUGUCUGACUCUUUGCAGACCCAUGGACUGUAGUCCGCCAGGCUCUUCUGUCCAUGGAAUUUUACAGGCAAGAAUACUGGAGUGGGUUGCCAUUUCCUCUUCAGGGGAUCUCCCUGAGGCAGGGAUCGAACCUGUGUCUCUUGUGUCUCCUGCAUUGCAGGUGGAUUCUUUACCACUUGCACCACCUAGGAAACCCCAUUCCUGGAUGACCAGCACCCAAAUCAAGGAAUAUCCAGCCAGAGUGGACAAAAAUGUCCUACUGCAUAGCACAGGGAACUAUAUUCAAUGUCCUGGGAUAAACCAAAAUGGAAAAGAACAUAAAAAAGAAUGUGUGUGUGUGUGUGUGUGUGUAUGA
This is a messenger RNA of Rangifer tarandus platyrhynchus (Svalbard reindeer), 417 nucleotides long. The record is from the annotation of a GenBank genome assembly. NCBI's taxonomy places the organism in Eukaryota, Metazoa, Chordata, Mammalia, Artiodactyla, Cervidae.